Messenger RNA from Aspergillus puulaauensis, 1773 nucleotides. Its product is annotated as trichothecene efflux pump. Gene Ontology annotation, molecular function: transmembrane transporter activity. Gene Ontology annotation, cellular component: membrane. NCBI's taxonomy places the organism in Eukaryota, Fungi, Ascomycota, Eurotiomycetes, Eurotiales, Aspergillaceae. The transcript is spliced from 3 exons. The record is from RefSeq and is a predicted model, not a curated record. Gene Ontology annotation, biological process: transmembrane transport. The coding region runs from base 1 to 1773 and encodes 590 amino acids.
AUGUCUAGAAUCGAGGUUGACCUAGAAGACAACGGUGACACCUGCAAUGCCAUGGGUGAUAAGAUGGGGGGUAUUGAAUCGCACUCUGAGCACGCUAUGCUGGGUGCCGAUAGGGACUCUAUGCCUCCCGGGUAUUUCACCAGCCCCUCCUUUCUGGGCACCAUCGUAGCAUCCGGGUUUGCUAUUGCCGGGGGGACAGGAGGCUUUGCUCUCGCGGCGCCUAUUUUGAGCAUCAUUAAUGCCGACAUUGGACCCGAUCCGAACUAUACCUGGGUCAGUUUGUCCUAUACUCUGACUCUUUCCGUCGGCCUCACACUUGUGGGCCGGCUGUCCGAUCUAUUUGGACGCCGCUGGUUCUUUAUUUCGGGAAAUAUCCUUGCUGUCAUCGGCAGUAUUGUUUGCGCAGUUGCAUAUAAUAUCAAUAUGGUCAUCGGCGGCACCGUUCUAAUUGGGCUCGCAGCGUCAACUCAGCUCUCAUUCCCAUUCGUUGUGGGGGAGAUUGUUCCCAUGCAGUAUCGCUUCAUCGCAAAUGCAUUCAUCUAUGUCUGGUCCAUUCCAUUCUCUGGACUUGGCCCGUUAGUAGCGUACGCGUUUGUGCUACACACGACCGCAGGGUGGCGCUGGUGCUAUUACUUGAUGAUUAUUGUGAAUGGGCUGGGUGUUAUCUGCUGGUUCCUCUUCUAUCAUCCGCCGACAUUCUCUAUGAAGAAUCAAUCCGCGAGCAAGUGGGCUAUGGUAAAGGGAUUUGAUUAUGUAGGUUUCAUUCUCUUUACCGGCGGGCUCUUGAUCUUUCUUGUUGGCCUCUCGUGGGGCGGUGCGGUUCACCCUUGGAAAUCAGCGCGUGUUAUCGCGACUAUAGUAGUGGGGUUUAUGGCGUUGGUCGCCUUUGCGUUGUGGGAACUAUUCGCAAAUCUGAAGGAAAAGUUACUCCCAAUGCACCUGUUCCGGAACCAAGGCUGGAACGCUUCAAUCCUCGUGCUCUCUCUGGGUGCAUCAGUAUAUUACGCCUUUUCAAUUAUCCUCCCGCAACUCGUCUUCGGCGUCUAUACGGAUGACCUGUUCUACGGCUCCGGUCUGUCCUGUAUAGUUGGUGCUUGUAUUGUUUUGGGCCAGAUUACUGGCGGCCUACUUGCCAAGCAUAUCGGGAAGCAAAAGUGGCAGCUAAUAUUCUCGUGUGCCGCAUUCAUGGGCCUUCUCGGUGGCGUCUCCUGUGUUACUGUCGAUAAUAGGAGCACUGUUAUUGGUCUUCUAAUUGUGGGCUGCUUUUUCUGCGGCUGGGUCGAGUCUCUCGGCCUCGGAAUGGCGAGCAUCCUCGUCGACGACCAAAGCGAGAUCGGUACAGCCGUUGGCGUUGCUGGAUCAGUGAGGUCCACCAUCUCGACCGUAGCAUCAACGAUCUAUCUGGCGGUGCUGGCUAACCGUCUGGGAGAAACCGUCCCGUCCGCGGUAUCCCCAGCGGUUACAGACGCUGGCCUCCCAUCGUCCUCUGUCGCUGCAUUUAUAGAGGCCAUUACGACUGGCUCAUUCAAGGGAAUUCCAGGUGUGACACCCGAUAUUAUUAAGGUUGGGUCCCACGCGUACAAGGUUGCGAGUGCCCAAGCAUAUAGUACCGUCUUCCUCGCCUCGAUCUCGUUCAGUGGCCUGGCGCUUAUCAUGAGCGUCUUUUGUCCGAACGUCGAUGACCGGAUGACUGGAAUGGUGGCAACUACGUUGCAUAGGGGACGAAAACAUGAGAUUCGUGGGAUAGAGAAAAGGGGGACGGGAUUAGCUUGA